Cooperia oncophora is the source of this 261-nucleotide messenger RNA. The record is from the annotation of a GenBank genome assembly. NCBI's taxonomy places the organism in Eukaryota, Metazoa, Nematoda, Chromadorea, Rhabditida, Trichostrongylidae.
AUGGAAUUCGCUGUCGGGAACCCAGAACUAUUUUUCGCUGAAGUAACCAGCUACAGUACCUCGGCUAAGCUGAUAGCACCAGGAAUAGUAGUACCAGGCACUCUAUCGAUUACAGCAACCGACUUAUUCUUCGAUGCUGAUGAGGAGAAUCCAUUGUACAAAAAACAAGAUCCAAAGAAACACCGAGAAACACAUGAAAUAAUGACUCGUACUGCUGGCCGUUUGAAGAGAAGGACAGAUUUGGCCAAAAAUAGGAACUAG